AUUUUAUAAUAAAUUUAAACAGAGGGCAGCACAUGCUUUAAAAAAUAGGUAAAUAGAGGAGCGCAAGAGCAUAGGUCUGUUUCAGUAUGACCAAGUGGAAAUCUCUCGUGAACAAGAACCUGGUGAUAAUUGUCAUGAUUCCUACACUUAUUGCUAUGCACUGGUCGUGGACCAAACUUCAAAAUAAUGAGGUUUUUGUACCGAAGGAAAGCAAAAAAGACUGGCCAAUAAAAGACAUUUUUCAGAAACUUGCACAGAGUAGUAAAAGUAGUGAUUGAACUAGACCAGAAUUUGUUUUUGAUGCUGAAAAGACUGUAAGAUUGUAUCAAAGAAAUACUUGAGUUAAAAAAUGUUUGGAUUAAUAGUGAAUGCUUAUUAUCUUAAAACAUAGUAAAUUUUUUAUAAAGUUUUAAAACUGGGAUGUUAAACGAUAUUUAAUUUGAUAUUGUCAGUGUUUAAGUUCGAAUAAUUUUAUAUAUAGCUAGUGAUAAGAAAAGUAUGAUUGAAAUACACUUGCUAUGGUUAGUAUUAAGUAAAGUCUUAGUAAUAAAAGUUGUUGAAAAAUAAGUUUCUUUCUGUCCGCAUUUGCGACUGUGUUGUGUGUUAAGUUUUUUAGACUAGGCCCUCACAGUCAUGAACAACUCUGGACUUCAUCCCACCAAACUUGCUGAAGCUAAAGUAGAAAUUGAACCUUUAAAACUACCUAAAAAUCGUGAAGCCUUUGGAGAACUGAUGAAACUUGUGGGUUCAUGUUUUGGCCCUAAAAGCCGAUUAAAAUGUAUCCAAAUUUCUGAAGAAAGCCCUGCUAUUGUAACUUCCACAAGCAUGAGGCUUUUUCAGUAUCUGCCAGUUUCUAAUCCUUAUCUUAAGCUGGUAAUUCAAGCUGUAAAAGAACACCUCAAAAUUUUCAAAGAUUCUGGGACAUUUGUUACAUAUGUAACAUUAAAUAUGUUAACUAAUUUCUCUAACCUGCCCUUUCCACCACAGUUAAUUUCAAGCUUGUUUGAUGCAUUUUCCAUCUCUUGUCUGGAAUACCUAAAAAGUGAAACUUGUCAUCCAAAAGUCCAGCUGGACUUUGAUAGCUUGAAACAGUUAAUGUCAGUUACUCAGAAUAUUAUUUCUUCUAAACCUGGUUGCUCACUGCAAGAUGAUGAACGUACACACUUAGCUUUGCAGCUGGUCAAAAGUUUCCUUCACACCAUACCUUCUCCUGUGGUGGAAAGGCCAUCGCAACCACUACAUAUCGGCAGACUACAUUUCACAUCCUAUGAAGGUGGUAGGGUUUUGGAUUCUGUUAUGUAUCCUGGCUUGUUACUCUCAUCAAAGCUUUGUUCACUAAAGUCUCUAAAGUGCAGAGAAAGAUUACAAGUCAUCCUUUUCACCGUUUCACUUUCAUGGAAUAAGGACGAUCCUUUUUUACCAAACCACUUGGAAUAUUGUAGCACUUUAGAACUGAAGUCCCAUUUGUCUUCGUGGUUUGAAAUGUUUGGAAGGAAAUUGAUAGACAAAGGGAUUGGCAUGGUCGCUUGCCAAAAGAUAGUGAAUAUACACUUGAAGAAAUAUCUUGAAGAUCAUGGAGUAAUAGUGUUGGAGAAGCUGGGGUUGGAAACAGCUGUAGCUUUAAAAGAGCUUUGUGGUAGGUUCUUUCGGUUAUUUAUAUUGUUAACCUGCAAGAUUUUUCUAAAUAAUCAGUUUUUCUCCAGUAAUAUUAACUUAAAUGCAAUAACAGAUUAUCACAAUGCAUGUUUUAUUUUUCAGAUUGUUUGUCAGCAGGCUGUAAAUGUUCUCUACCAGUUGCUUCUUAAACCUGUUGGCCUGUAUGGAGCAGGGUGUACUGAAUGUCAUGUGGCAUCAGUGCUUCGAAAACAAGUUCAGAAAGACCUGCACAUCUACACUAAGAGAUUUGGAUGUAGUGAAGCAGUAGUUCUUUCAACUGGUGAAUGUUUUUCAUCCUGUCUCGAAAACUCAGCAGUGAGCCUUUCGAAAACAUCCAGACUGAAUUUAAAGACUGAUUCACACUUCCAUCACUUGUGGUCUGAAACUCCUGGUGGUGAUGUAGCCAACAGCUGUGCUUGUGGCCAGUUUACUAAGACAGAACUGGAACCGUGCAUCUGGUAUUCGCUCCGGUGGGGAGAGAUGGACUUUGUUUAUGUGAAAGAUGAGCCAUGUCCAGUUUUAAAAAACUCCCAGUUGAGUGUCAAACCAUCAGUUAUCAUAGAUGGAUGUGCAUCUCGCUUGAAUGCUUAUCACGUUGCCAUGGAAACAACUUCAGCUCUUCUUCGAACGGUGUUAUAUAUCGAAGACAGAAAUUAGUUCAUAAUUACUGGAAGUAACAAACUGAGCUGGUUUUUGACUCAAGAAUUUAAUUAGAAAUUUCCAAAUAAAACUUGAUGUAUACGUGUC
Molecule: messenger RNA, 2403 nt
Organism: Limulus polyphemus (Atlantic horseshoe crab)
Lineage: Eukaryota; Metazoa; Arthropoda; Merostomata; Xiphosura; Limulidae
Product: McKusick-Kaufman/Bardet-Biedl syndromes putative chaperonin-like
Exons: 5
Coding region: 634-2313 (559 amino acids)
Biological process (GO): chaperone-mediated protein complex assembly; developmental process; intracellular transport
Cellular component (GO): nucleus; kinociliary basal body; cytoplasm
Molecular function (GO): ATP binding
Source: RefSeq, a predicted model, not a curated record